AUGGCUGAAGUCACCAUCGCCACCCCCGCCGUUUCAGACAAGGCGACUCUCAAAGCCGACCCACCACAUCCAGAGGAAGUCAAGGAUGCGACUGUCAAGGUGGAACAACCUGCAGCCAGCAACUCCGAGACAGAGGCACAAUCAGCUCCCAAAGGGGAGGAGGACGCAAAGGCGGUCGUGGAAGGUGGAGACAACAAGGAGAAGAUGCUCGACGCGAUGAGACAGAUCGAAUUCUACUUUGCCGACUCCAACUUACCCUUUGACAAGUUCAUGUGGACGCUACACACCGCGAAUGCAGAACACUGGGUGCCUAUCAAGCAGGUGUCGUCGUUCAAGCGGAUGCGCGAGUACCAACCCCUCGGCCUCGAGUGGAUCACAAAUGCGCUCCGCCUUAGCGAGGAGCUCGAGGUCAGCGAGGACGGCACGCAGGUGCGCAGACGGACAGAGGUGCAGGAGCCAAAGGGCCAGUUCGAGCGUAGCGUGUACGCAAAAGGCUUCGGGGCGGAGACGGAGGGAAUCCAAAAACGGCUGGAGGCUUUCUUCAACCAGUAUGGAAAGACCAAUGCGGUGCGCAUGCGGCGGAUAGACACGACGAAGGAAUUCAAGGGCUCUGUGUUUGCAGAGUUCGCUGACUUCAAGGCGGUUGAGAAGUUCUUAAACGCCGACCCAAAGCCGAGUUGGAACGGAGAGGAGCUGCUCGUUAUGACUAAGUACGGCUGUUCCGCGCUUGCUUUGCCUAGACACAUACUCAUCGUCCACCACAGGGAAGCUUAUUGCGAGAUGAAGAUCAAGGAGAAGGGUCUCACCGGCAAGGCGGCGAGCCUGCGGAAGCAGAGCAUCGCAGGCAACGGGCGCAGGGGCUUCAACGCCUUCAAGGAGAUGGAAAGGGAGGCACAGAACAAGGGCAAGGGCGGAAAGGGCAAGGAGAAGGGCAAGCCCGAGAUCUUCCUCGAAUUCAUGGGGAGCAAGAUCCGCGUGCAGGAGAACGGCGGCGAAGACGGCAGCGUAAAUGAGGAGGACGUGCCGUUCGUGCGGGGCGCCUCGCUCAAGUUCGAAGGCAGCGGGGAGAGCGUCAGCUUUGACGAGAUCAAGGGCACGUUGAAGGAGCGCUUCGCACGCGUGCCGUUCGUGAAGAACACGCGGGGCGAGAGCUCAGGUCUCGUGGGCUUCGACAAGGCGCUCACCGAGGACGAGAUCAGCUACGUCAAGGAGCACCUCAAGACGCUGAGCGGCAAGGAGGUGACAUGGAGUGUCCCGGACGAGGAGACCGAGAAGGCAUUCCAGCUCGAGCGUGCGCAUUCUCAAAUCGGGGACGCGGAGGCCGGGGCGGCGGACGUGGAGGCCGUGGACGUGGUGGGCGAGGCGGACGUGGUGGCCGCGGUGGUCGGGGUGGCGGCGGACGCGGCCCGCGAGACGGUGGCAACAACAACGGCGGCGCUGCGGACUCCUCAGCAACACCUGCGGCCGACGGGGAGCAGACUGGCGAAAAGCGAAAACGGGCCGUGGAGCCUGACGGUGGGCCGGACGUCGGCGUGCGCGGGCAAGCAGUGCCUGUAA
Molecule: messenger RNA, 1557 nt
Organism: Postia placenta MAD-698-R-SB12
Lineage: Eukaryota; Fungi; Basidiomycota; Agaricomycetes; Polyporales; Adustoporiaceae
Exons: 8
Coding region: 1-1557 (518 amino acids)
Biological process (GO): RNA processing
Cellular component (GO): nucleus
Molecular function (GO): mRNA binding
Source: RefSeq, a predicted model, not a curated record